AUGGAAGACGAACAAGAUCAAGUUCCUUAUAAUAACAUCGAAGGCGAAUAUCUUCGCACAUCAAAUUCGAAUACAAAACUGAGCAAUGGGCAUUCACCGAACCAAUACUCGUCGUUUGGUGCCAAUCCGGAACAAUUUACUUGUCAUCAUUGUAGCCGAAAUUUAGCCGGUUCACGAUAUAUCCUCAAAGAUGAACAUCCUUAUUGUAUUAACUGUUAUGAAGAGCAAUUCGCCAACACAUGCGAAGAAUGUCGACGAAAAAUUGGAACGGAAUCCAAAGAUCUUUCGUACAAAGAUCGACAUUGGCAUGAAAAAUGUUUCUUCUGUUCGAUGUGUAAGACACCUCUCGUGGAUAAACCGUUUGGUUGUAAAAACGAGCAACUCUACUGUGGCGAAUGUUACAAUCAACAGUUUGCAUCAAGAUGCAACAAGUGUAAUCAAAUAUUCAAACCAGGAACAAAGAAAUUGGAAUAUCAUGGUGAACAAUAUCACGAACAUUGUUUCACAUGUUAUGCCUGUUCUCAACCAAUUGGAGUUAAAAGUUUCAUCCCGAAAGAUCAAAAAAGCUAUUGCGUUCCAUGCUACGAAGAUCAUUUUGCAACGAAAUGCACACGUUGUCUUAAGGUGAUCGCUCAAGGUGGUGUAACGUAUAAAAAUCAACCAUGGCAUCGCGAAUGUUUUACAUGUACAAAUUGUAAACAAUCCUUAGCUGGCCAACGAUUUACAUCUCGAGACGAACAACCUUAUUGUUCUGAAUGUUUUGCUCGUCUUUUUGCCAAGAAAUGCUAUGCAUGCAGCAAACCAAUUACAGGGGUGGGCGGUACGCGUUAUAUAUCAUUCGAAGAUCGUCAUUGGCAUAAUGAUUGUUUUGUAUGUCAACAUUGCCGAAGUUCGUUAGUUGGACGAGGCUUUCUCACCGAAGAAUCCAAUAUUCUUUGUCCGGACUGCGGUAAACGUGAUCAAUAUUAUCCAACGGAAAACACAGGUUAUAAUAGUGGACAUCGAAGUAUUGUGAAUGAUUACCAGAAAAGCAAUUAG
Molecule: messenger RNA, 1038 nt
Organism: Adineta ricciae
Lineage: Eukaryota; Metazoa; Rotifera; Eurotatoria; Adinetida; Adinetidae
Source: the annotation of a GenBank genome assembly